Molecule: messenger RNA, 4489 nt
Organism: Rattus rattus (black rat)
Lineage: Eukaryota; Metazoa; Chordata; Mammalia; Rodentia; Muridae
Gene: Pank3
Product: pantothenate kinase 3
Exons: 7
Coding region: 780-1601 (273 amino acids)
Biological process (GO): coenzyme A biosynthetic process
Cellular component (GO): nucleus; cytosol
Molecular function (GO): ATP binding; pantothenate kinase activity
Source: RefSeq, a predicted model, not a curated record
AGAAAUAGGGGUCGCGAGGCAUCCUGGGCUUUGUAGUCCGCCUGCGCGUCUGCCGCUGGAGAGUGGAGCCUCACGCGGCGGAGAACUACAACUCCUAGCAGCCCCGCAGAGAGUGAGGCGAGGGGGCCUGGGUCACGUGGGCGCUGGGCCUGGGCGGGCUAUUUCUCAGUGCGGCGGCGGCUGCGGCGGCGGCGGCGGCUCGGGGGACCGGGGCCUUUUGUUUGGAGCGGCUGCGGGGGGCCACGGAGCGGCGAGGCCCGCGGCCUUCCCCAGCUCGCUCGGUCCCGGCCGCCCCUUGCGGGGUUGCGGGGCCGCCCCGUGGGCCGCCCGUGGCCUCGGGCACCGCCGCCCCGCCCUAGGCCCGCCCCGCCCGGCCUGAGGGGAGGAACCGGCCGGGCCUCGCCGCGCGGCCCAGUCUGCUAGGGAGUCUUCACCUCUCUUCGCUGAGCUCUGCACCGGAGGCUACCCCUCGCGCCUUAGACCGACGCCAUGAAGAUCAAGGAUGCCAAAAACCCUCUUUCCCAUGGUUUGGCAUGGACAUUGGAGGAACGCUAGUAAAGCUCUCAUAUUUUGAACCUAUUGAUAUCACAGCAGAGGAAGAACAAGAGGAAGUUGAGAGCUUAAAAAGUAUUCGGAAAUAUUUGACUUCUAAUGUAGCAUAUGGAUCUACUGGCAUUCGGGAUGUACAUCUUGAACUGAAGGAUUUAACACUUUUUGGAUGAAGAGGAAACUUGCACUUUAUCAGAUUUCCAACCCAGGACCUGCCUACUUUUAUCCAAAUGGGGAGAGAUAAAAAUUUCUCAACCUUACAAACGGUGCUGAGUGCUACAGGAGGUGGUGCUUACAAGUUUGAGAAAGAUUUUCGCACAAUUGGAAACCUCCACCUGCACAAACUGGAUGAACUUGACUGCCUUGUAAAGGGCUUGCUGUACAUAGAUUCUGUCAGUUUCAAUGGGCAAGCAGAAUGCUAUUAUUUUGCUAAUGCCUCAGAACCUGAGCGAUGCCAAAAGAUGCCUUUUAACCUGGAUGAUCCUUAUCCACUGCUGGUGGUGAAUAUUGGCUCAGGAGUCAGUAUUUUAGCAGUCCAUUCCAAAGACAACUAUAAAAGAGUGACUGGGACAAGCCUUGGAGGGGGCACCUUUCUUGGUUUAUGCAGUUUAUUGACUGGCUGUGAGAGCUUUGAAGAGGCUCUGGAGAUGGCAUCCAAAGGUGACAGCACCCAAGCUGAUAGACUGGUCCGAGAUAUUUACGGAGGAGACUAUGAGAGAUUUGGUCUGCCGGGCUGGGCUGUGGCAUCUAGUUUUGGUAAUAUGAUUUAUAAGGAAAAACGAGAAACUGUUAGUAAAGAGGAUCUGGCAAGAGCUACUUUAGUGACUAUCACCAAUAACAUUGGAUCCGUGGCUCGAAUGUGUGCUGUUAAUGAGAAAAUAAAUCGAGUUGUCUUCGUUGGAAACUUUUUACGUGUCAAUACUCUCUCUAUGAAACUUCUGGCAUAUGCUUUGGAUUACUGGUCAAAGGGUCAAUUGAAAGCGUUGUUUCUAGAACAUGAGGGAUACUUUGGAGCUGUCGGUGCACUUCUUGGACUGCCAAAUUUCAGCUGAAACAUCAGAGAACUUCACUAAGAAAUGUCAUCCAGGAGGAACUGAUCCAGAAACUGCAUUCACUAUUUGUCAUUGGGAACCAAAGUAUAAAAGCACCGCUAUUUGUGUUCAUUUUAAGUGUCAGAGCAGAAAGCUCAUGAGCUUUGCCGCAUGGAAAGACCUAUAACGGGAAGUGUCCCUCAUUGAUGUCCCCUUGUAUGUGUAGGUAGCCAGUGUUCCAUCUUAAAUGCAAUACAGCCUCUCGAUUGUUGAGCUUCUCUCCAUGAUUUUCUAUUUAUUUGAUGCAGCCAACAUUGUAGUACUGUGUGCUCAGACACAAAUCUUAAAAUCUCAGAAAUGUUUGUUUAUGCAAAAUAAUCAAUUCUAAAUAUUUGUUUGAGUCUGUUUUAUGUAUGCUUGGUUACUAAUGAGCAGGAAGGAACACUCUCAUGAUUUAUUGUACUGGCAAUCAAAGAUCAUUUCUGUGACUUAGAAAUGUUAAGGCAAUAUUAAGUAUUAACUGUGGUAGUUUUAUAACAUAUCCUCAGAAAAGCAUGUCAAUAUGACCUCUGCUCGUAAGUACAGUUUUCUCUCAGAUGAUGAGUUGAAUACUGUGCUUAAACAUGAACCUGAAUUUUUCUAUUGAAUCCCUAAAGUUUUUGCACAUAUUUGGUGGCGCUACAGUUUCUUUGUCUCAUGCAUUAAUCAGUAUAUGUGUUAAAAUGUUUACUGUUUUUAAAAUUGAGGGCAUAAUCACAUACUUUGGAGUUUAUCAAAUUAAUUAAGUCCUUGGACUGUUCAAAUGGAAUGUGGUUAGAGUGAGUGGCAUUCUGUGCUCUUUCUCUACCAUGUAUAUCUCAGGCCCAAACGUGCAUUUCUUUCUUCUUCUCGUUAGAUCCGAACUAUGGAAGCUGAUUUUUAUCCUACCAUAAGCAGUAGUAGCAAUGAACAGAAUCAGAUGCUGUCUAAAAGAAGGUUUUGAAAUUACGUGACUCUGGGGCAGUGCUACUGAAUUACAAAUGGAUCAAUGUUUAUGGGUUUUGGUCAUAAAAGCAUUACAGAUGCAGAAUUUGUCUUUCUGCUUUGAAUUUAUUCUUAGGUUUGAAUUCCUGUUUUUUAUGUUAAAAUCUCUCAGAUUUUACAUAGACAGUAACAUUUUGGAUGCCAUUAGUUCUAGAAAGUUGAGUCUAUAAGGAAAAUGGAUCUGUAUUAAUUUCCAAUAUUUCUGGAAAUAGCCUUAAAGAGGUUAGAGAUUGUUUACAUUUCAAAGAAUAUUUCAGUGUAGUUUCUGAAACCCCAGUGUUGACAGUUUCCAGCAAACUGUCAAGAGACGCUUGGUAAAGACGGGUCUCUGGAGCCAGGGGUUGUGGUUAUGCUUUAAUCUUUGUACUCGGCAGACAGAGGCAGGCAAAUCUCUUGAGUUAAAGGCCAGUCUGGGCCACAGAGUGAGUUCCAGGACAUCCAGGGCCACAUAGGGAAACCCUGUUUCCAGGGGAAAAAAGACAGGUCUCUGUGUAGUUUAUGUGCAAGUAUUUAAGAUUCCGUUUUCUUUACCUAAAAAUACAAACAUACAAAUAGUAUCUGGGGAGGGAAUCCCAUGACAGUAGUGUUUGCCCAGUAGACUGCUAGGAACCUUGCAGUCAGUCCAUUCAGUAAACAUUUUAGGUCUACGGUGAUGUCAGCCAGUAUUUGCGUGCAGAUCGGUGGCCACUAGUUCCAGGUGGAAUGCCACUGCUUCCUUGUUUUAAAGGUUUUUGACUUGAGUGUGAAGUUAGAAUAAUUGAGUGAUAGAAACUGUAGGUCAGCAACUGUAGGUUUAGGGUUGUCUUUAAGGAUUGAAUAGUACUCACGUUAAUAAUGAUCACUUUGCUUUGGUUUAUAUAGAACUAACAUUUUGCCAUUUGGAACUGAAAUUAACUACUAAGAUCCAUGUAAAGUGAGCCAACUAGGUCAUACAUUUACCUUUCUUCAAGUGUAAUCUGUAAUUACUGAACUUAAUAAGAACACAGAAUCAUAACUGAUAAAGGCUGACAAGAUUCUGAUCUAGUCUAUAUUGCUCUUGAGAAAUUCCCAGUAUGCAUGCUGUCAUAAGUAGAGGUUGCUUCUAGUAUCAAUCAAACUAAUUAAAGGUCUGUGUUCUUAAACAGUGCCAUUUAAUAGAUAAAGUGUAAACUAUAAUUUUAUAUUUUCUAGUAAACGCAUUAAAAGCUAUAAGAAGAAAUAGGUGAAGGUCAUUUUAGUACUUUUAAUUUACCAGUAUAUCUAAUGUGUUAUUUCAGUGUGAAAUUGGCACAAAAAAUUAAAUGGGAGAUGUGUUUUGCCCUCUUUUAUGUUGUUUAUUUUAUUACUCAGUUGAUAUGUAUUUUAUACUUAAUAACACAUUUCAGUUUUGGACUGACCACCUUUCAGCUUUCACAGACACAUGUACAGUUUUUCUAAAGCUACUUUGUUUUGUUUUUGCCUGAGCCAGCCUCAAGUGCAUAGCACUGGGUGGCCAGUACCUGGCCAUGUGACCAGCCAAGCCCUGAGCUCAAAAAACAUCUACCUGCCCCUGCCCCUGCCCCUGCCCCUGCAUGCGGAGAUUAAAGGUCUGCUAGAAGUACUUGCAAGAGAGCACUAUUGUGUGUCCGUGAACAUGGGCCAAAGAAUGAGGUGGGGAAAGAAUGAUAACUUUUUUAAAAAUAAAGACAAGACCAUUAUUUGGGCCAGUUUAUGUUACUGACUAUUCCAAAAAUAGUGUAUAUUGUCAUCAUGCCAUCUCUUGUGCAGUGUAUGGGAUACUUCUAAUAAAUGAUACUGAUAAAACGACCGGUGACGCAUCCUAGUAGUUAGCAAUUUCCACACUACUGUAUUUCCUUCAUGGAAGCAAAAUUAGUUCCAGGGACUUAAAGUUUCUGAGUUUUGUGCAG